This is a messenger RNA of Rubroshorea leprosula, 585 nucleotides long. Lineage: Eukaryota; Viridiplantae; Streptophyta; Magnoliopsida; Malvales; Dipterocarpaceae. The record is from the annotation of a GenBank genome assembly.
UAUUCAUUCAACAAAGAGAAAAGCAAAAGCAAAGGUGUCUUUGAAUACUGUUUCUAGCUGUGAAGAUGUCUGCAAUGGUGGAGGCUUGUGUUGCUAAGCUUGCAAAACUUAGAGAGAGGGUCCAAGCUCGAAGGCCACUCCUUACAAGAGCCAAACAAGGGCAAGGUGAAGAAGGGAAGGAAGCUAAACUAGUGAGCAAAGAUGUUUCUUCUCCUAAAGAAACUCCAGAUGGCACCAUGUCAGAAGCUACGGUUUGUUUGCUCAUGGACCGGUUUGUGCCUUGGUGAUCAAAGCUAAGCAGGAGUUUUUAUGGAAUAAUGUAAGGAAUAAGUUUUCUGUAAAUAUUUGUUAUCUUAGUGUUCAAUAGAGGAUUUGCCCCUUCUUAAAAACUUGGCAAAAGGGGUUUGCUCGUUACAAUUCUCGCUCAAUUUUGCAUUAGAAUUCUCUUUCAAUUUUUCAUUACAAAUUCUCUUACUUCCAUUCCAUGAAUCUAUACCAAGAAGAUCAUAGUUGCAGCUUCUACACCUGAAUGUUACAAAUAUCCAUCCCCCUAUGCAUAAUGUGUAUGCUCCUUCAAUUUUACAU